CCGCAAUUUGAACUGCAACGCUGUGAUGUGAAGUUAUCGCGAAGCCCUGCAGUGGUCUUCAGACAAAGGUUAUCUUUGAUCCGAUUCCUGCCUGGCAUGUAACAAACCAACAGGAGUAGUAUGCAUCGGAUCCGUCCAUUGGCAUGGCGGGACACUCAUGGCACCGGUCUAUCACGACCCAAAUACAGAGGCUCGACAUGAUGUUAAUGCGCAGCCAGUGCCGGCGCAGCAGGACUAUAUCUACAUCAUCAUUGACGAGGACGUCGAGGUCGAGUUCGAAUCCGAGGUCGAUUGCGAGUGCCAGCGCAACGACGACCCGGGGAAUCUACAGUAGCGUUCACUCGCAUCGUCCCCUAUGGUCGGCGUUGUGGUGGAUAAGGACAACAGACCAAAAGAGUUGGCUCCAGAACUCGUCAUUAUUUCAGUGUUAUAGCACAAAUGCGACGAUGAUGACCGCAACCGCACCCACAACAGCUACGGAAUCCGAGUCGACAUCCGCGUCUACAAACUUGAACCACGAAAAGCCACCGCUAUCCGAGAACGACUCCAAGUCCACGUCCAACUCCGACGACGUUGUCGCGGCCGCCGACAACAGCAUCCCCAGCAACACCACCAACGACAAGUCCAAGCACAAAUCGACAACCAAAGAAAAACGCAAAGCCAAACAACUUCCCCCCCGUCCAACCCUACCCGACUCCGAAAUCCACCACGUCUACCUCAAAGGCACGGGGCCAGGCGGCCAAAAGAUCAACAAGACGAAUUCCGCGGCGCAACUGACCCACCUGCCUACUGGGAUCGUGGUAAAAUGUCAAGCGACGCGGAGUCGGGCUCAGAACCAUGAGAUUGCGAAACGGUUGUUAGCGGAAAAAGUUGAGUUACUCCAAAAAGGGGAUGAGAGUAGGGCGAAGAAGGUUGAGGAGAGGAAGAGUAAGAGGAAGAAAUCGGCGGAUAAGAAGAAGAGGAGGAAGUAUCGGAGAUUAGAGGAGGAGGAACAAUCACAAGGGGAAUAUGAUGGUGGAAAUCAUGGGCAUGAGGAUUAUGAUGGGAAACGUGAGGAUUAUGACGGUGAUGGUGGCCCCGGAAGAUGAUGGGAGAUGAGCUCGGGAGAAUGAGCAAGCACCUUGAAAGAGCCUUGUUCCCUUUGGUUUCGAACCUUUCGCUGUCGUUCUCAUCGAGGAAGAUGAGGUCGAUUCGAGUCAUGCACAGCACACCAGGACGAGGAGUCAGAGUCCAAUUACUAACCGUGGAUGUGAACGUGCACAUCCAUCUGCAACUGAGACUGAAACUGAAUGUCAGCUCACACUCAGCCUGAAGCUGAACUCGGCGGCCGCGACGGUACAAUACGGUACGCCACCGGUUCCAGAAACAAAGAAGGACAACAACAACGACAACGACAACGACAACAGGUUACACAACACGGCUGAAACACCUACUAUAUACUGGUAGGGCACUACCCCCUGGGCUACUAUUGAGUCCCUACCUACAUACCUACAUCCUUACCGACCUGCACCGUAAGGGCACCGGCACGGCACGGGCGAUGAUUGGAAUGAUACCUACCUACCAGGUAUCUGAUGUAUGGAUGCUAAAAGAGUGGCGAUCGAUCGAGCUUGGAAGACUACUACCUCCUACUACUACUGUACCUACUAGCUGGUACUACCUACCUAGGUGCCCUUGUACUUACACUUAUCUUUACAGAACCUUACCACCUACCUACUUACCUGUAGGUACGCUUGGGCCCUCGCCGUUCAAGUUGUGAGGAAGAUUGCACUGCCCACCUCAAUGCCAGAUCAGAUCAUAAAUCAAGCCAACACAACCCGACCCAGUCCACUGCAGGCUGAUUCAAUCCAAUCCAACCCAAUCCAACCGUCGCCAAGAGGACAAAGGAUGCCGGAAUAGAGUGAAGGGAAGGUUGUCUGGUUGUCUUACUCCUUGCUAUCAUUCAAGUUGCAGAUCACUGGUAUGACAUGUCUAUAUCAUUGCAUCCCUGCUUGGGUAUCGAUCUUGCUGUUCCAGAUACUCUUGUCGAAUUGCGACCAAGUCCUUGACUCCAGGAGGACCGUGUAGAACCAGAAACAAAAACAGGAUCAGACAUUCUGAUCUUCUUUAGGCCUGUUUUAGAUACAUCUGUACAAUAGACCAAAAGGAAAAACUGUAAAACCAAGUCCAUAUGUCAAUGACCAACAGUCAUGACCGAUGUCCUAUGACUCUUUAGCC
Messenger RNA from Exophiala dermatitidis NIH/UT8656, 2214 nucleotides. Its product is annotated as peptide chain release factor RF-2. NCBI's taxonomy places the organism in Eukaryota, Fungi, Ascomycota, Eurotiomycetes, Chaetothyriales, Herpotrichiellaceae. The coding region runs from base 144 to 1088 and encodes 314 amino acids. Gene Ontology annotation, molecular function: translation release factor activity. The record is from RefSeq and is a predicted model, not a curated record. Gene Ontology annotation, biological process: translational termination. The transcript has a single exon. Gene Ontology annotation, cellular component: mitochondrion.